CGCACGGUCGCACGCACGCACGCACGCACACACGCGCGCGUUCGCGCCUACAGUUUGCCAGGAGGACCAACUGACUGUCAGACUCACUUCACUCCCCUCACACUCUCAGGGCAGCAGGACUCAACGACUAUGGCUUUACGGACGAUGACCGCUCUCCUUGUUGGACUUUUCUUCCUCCUUCACACGUGGGGAGUCAAGGCCCAGGUGAAGGUGGCGAUGGAGGAUCGCGUGGAAGUGACCCUGGGCACAGCCGCGGAGAUCCCCUGUCUCUACACCACAGACGACGGCUUCGGCGGCUUGAUCAUAGAGUGGUUUUAUCUGGAUCCAGCCGGCAAGCAACACAGGAUCUACUUCCAGGACCCCACGAUGCGCAUCGAGGAAACCAACAGUCAGUUCACCGGCCGCAUCAAGGUGGACGUCACGCCGUCCCAAGGGUCCGGCCAGGUCCUCCUGCGAGUCUUGGAGACCCGGCUCGGGGACGAGGUGGACUUCAUCUGCCUCGUCAAGAGCCUGACAGACGGCAACGACCAGGGCAAGACGCAGCUGAGGGUGUUCGAGAAGCCAGACCACCCAAUCAUCGAGAGCGUGGACGAAGAAAUCUGGUACAACAACGAGGAACCAGUCAAGAUUGGAAGCUGUGAGGCGAAGAAUGGUUAUCCCAGACCAAACAUCACCUGGUAUAAAGACAACACACCACUGUCCAACGUUCCUAAUGAGGUGUCUGUCGAGUCCAGAGUGGCCACGGGAUCCAGCGGGUUGUUUUCGGUGGAGAGCGAGCUGAGCCUGAAAGUGGUGAAGGAGGACCAAGGCUCUGAGUUCUACUGUGAGGUCAACUACCAGGUCAUAGGGGGAUUCGGCAUGUUGGAGUCCGAAAAAAAAAAGAUCCGGGUCCGCUACCCCUCAGAUGAGGUCAACCUGUGGGUGAAGUCCCCCAAGAGGGACAUCAAAGAGGGUGACACGGUGGAAUUCGAGUGUCUGGGCAAUGGAAAUCCUCAGCCACUCGUCACCUUCCGCAGAGAGAGGGUGGAGUUGAACGCUAUCAACAACGUGUUGGAGCUGAGGAACGUGAGCCGUCUUGACAGUGGGCGGUACGAGUGCGUCACUACACAUAUAGAGACCUUUGAGGAGGUGGUGGGGAACACCACGCUGUUCGUAAACUAUCUAGAGCCUGCGGAUGUGUCUCCUGAAGAAACCCUCACGCUGUCCCAGGGAGCUGAUCUGAACCAGAGCUGCAACGCCCUCUCUUCCCUCAAAACACACACCGUCUGGAUGAAGAACGGAGUGAAGGUGGCCACGGGCAACAUACUGUCACUGAGGGACGUUGUUUACGACAUGGCUGGAACCUACGAGUGCAUGGUGACGGUUCCCCAGCUGGUCGGCAUGGAAACCAGCGCCGUGUUUCAGCUGAUCGUCGAGGGUUCACCGGAGAUCAGUGAGCCGCAGAGCACCAGCCUGGAGCAGGCGGUGGAGAGCACGGUGGUCCUGACCUGCAGGGCCAGGGGGAACCCCAGGCCGACCAUCACCUGGAGGUCCGCAGGGAGUCUGGUCGACUCUCAAUCGAAUGUGACGGAGGAUGGGGUUCUGAGCUGGGUCAACGUCAAGGUCAGCUCGGACUUGAACGUGUCCUGCCACGCCUCUAAUACAAACGGCAACGUAGAGACUCUGUACUCCAUCAAAGCCAUCGUCCCAACCACCGCUUCGCCCACCACCACCCUAGCCACAGUCGUCCCAACCACCGCUUCGCCCACCACCACCCUAGCCACAGUCGUCCCAAUCAACGAUCGGCCCGCCAGCACCGUAGGCACAGUCCAAUCAGACACCACAGACAAAAUCCCGAGAGCAGGGAGCAGCGGUGUGAUCAUCGCGGUUCUCAUCAUCUGCCUGCUGCUGCUGGCCAUCCUGGGCAGCGUGCUCUACUUCCUUUACAAGAAGGGAAAGAUCUGUGGCCGCUCCGGCAAGCAGGACCUCACCAAGGAGAAGACGAGCAGGGACAACAUCGUGGUGGAGAUGAAGAGCGACAACACAGAGGAGGCUGUGCUGCUGGCGGUGAACGGGGACAAGAAGUCUGGCGACCAGUAACACCAUAUGUGGAACAUCUGGAGGUGCAGAAGUGAGGAAGACCACGGUGAGGGGAUUUGCUGCCCCUCCCCAAACUCCCACCUUUUCUCUCCCUCCCCUGCAUCCCAUCUUGCCCUCAGAGAUCCUAUCUUCAUCAAGUUAAUGGAGGAGAAAGAGCUUAUCUCUUUUGGAUACCAGUUAAUAUUCCCCGAACAGGUGCGACAAGAACAGAGACACUAAAGUGUGGGACUCCAAAAAAGCAUCCCGUUGGCUCGGAUACUUUUCUGAAGUGCCACUUUAGCGCUCGGGCGUAAUUCUACCAAAGACAAAACCAACCACUACCAUUACUUUUACCCAGGACAGACCCAUGUCUUCACUCCUUGUUCACACCAGAGCCCAGAGGAAGAUUGACAAUCACAUAGCUUACCAGGAGGUCAGGGUUUAGGGUUAGGGUUCAAUUCUAUAGCAAAACGAAUGCCACCUCAGGCAAAUCACAAACAAUAAGGAACAGGCUGAAAAACUGCUCUUUGUCGAGUGUAUAUAUUAUACGCUUUGUAUGUACAUAUUUCUUUAUUUAAAGAAAAUAACCCAAUAAGAACAGCCAGAGUGUUAUUAUUUUAAUUUUAUGAUCAGUUAUUUGUAGCCCCUUCGUCUUUAUUGUUAUAUUUUUGCGAUGGAUGUGUGCUGUGCUUCGAGUCUGUACACUGAAUAUCAUGGGUCGUAUAAUGUGAUAGCGCUUUCAGACGCAUUUAUCACACCAAAGAAAAAUCACUGCAAUUUGUCUCUGAAAAGUGCCCUCAUGGAUCCUUACAUUUCUGUUCCGUUCCAUUCAUUAUUUUAUUUUCCUUGUCUAUCACAAUCGCAAAUCAAUCGGCACAAUGCCUAACUCUGAUCCGUCUCUUAGUGACACAUUGAGGGGUUCCUGUUUGUUUGUUUCAUGUCAUGGAUGGCUUUAUAUCUAUAGCCUAUUUUUACAUGGUUUAUCGUUCUUUUUUUAUAUUUGUGUAGAUUUGAUAAUACCGAGUUUGAAGAUUGUCUUUAAUUGAAUGUGUUUCUUAUCUUAUAUUAGGCUUACCCAUUUAACAUCAAACACCUUGUUUUAUCAUAUUAGUUAGAGGAACAAAUAUAACAUUCACUGUCCAGUGCACUGAUCUAGAGUUUGUUUUUGUUUUCUGAUUGUGUUAUUUCAGUUUUAAUGUGAAACUUGUUUUGCCUUUAUAGUGAAAUGUUUGAAGUGAAUUUAAAGCAGUAGAUCGUAGUAGUAGUCGUUCUUAAGGGUGAUGUAUGUAUAUGAGAUCAUUGGUAAAUUUUAUAUUAUAGUUAAAUUAAUUUGUGGAUUGACUGAAAGUUUUAAUUUUCUGUGCUUUGAUCUGAUAUUUUCAGAAGUGCAUAAUGAUUAUACCUAGUAUUUUUGUUAUGGUGAGAGCUGAAAUUACGAUGGAAUGAAUUUUGGCAUGUGGACACGUAUUUGUGACUGCUGUCACUGACUAUCACUAGUAACAAGUUAUCUAUAUGUAGGCUAGCAAUGUAGCCAUCAGGAAUAAUCUGAGGAGUCAAACUCAGAUUAUAAAAAGUGCCUCACAUUCCACCAUAAGGAAUAAUAACACAAUUAGAACUUUCUCAAAUAAAUGUCAGUAUUACUUAAGACUUCUUUUGUGUCGGAUUUGUUAAGUAAAAAAAAAAGACUGUAUAAUCAAUUCUGAACAUAAAUACAAAUAAACACUUAAUUUAAAGCAACAAGAGACUUUGCAAAAAAUAAAUAACAUACAGCUACUUGUUGUAAACUCAGUAUGCAAGACUGUCAGAGCCAAAUAAGUACUACUUUACAUAGAAACUACCAGACUGAAUGUCACACAUUUCAGGUUGUUUUAUUGUUCUGUAUCCUGUUGUGUUAUCUACUGUACUGCAGGGUUCCCUAAUUCGUUUUUCCAGAGGGCCAAAUUUGGUCAAACAUGCCAUGCCAAGGGCCGAAAUGUCGUUUCAUUUUUCUAAUUCGCCAUUUUUAUGUGCAAAUUGAGCUUUAAUUAUAAUUACUGUUUUAGCGAUAAUGCAGGAGGACUAGAUCAAUUAGGCUUAAAUAGCAUCCAGGAAUGGUGCAUCGAUGAGAUUGCAAGGAAUGAGGAGGAGGAGGAGACGUAGCUUGCUUCAAACUAUAUUAUGUUCAGCCUUGUUUAUUUAAAUACUCGGUAAUGUCUUUCAGUUUCUAUAAAGUUUCGAUAAAGUUUGUUUAUUUUGCCUGAGUAUCUGAGCACACACACCGUGCAUGACUUCCCUCUGUACCACGACCACAGCUCUGCUUGAUCUACCCAUAUAAAUAAAGGAAACAAAGUAACAGGCA
Gadus morhua (Atlantic cod) is the source of this 4396-nucleotide messenger RNA. RefSeq names its product melanoma cell adhesion molecule b (gene mcamb). Gene Ontology annotation, molecular function: vascular endothelial growth factor receptor 2 binding. The record is from RefSeq and is a predicted model, not a curated record. Bases 130 to 2079 code for a protein of 649 amino acids. The transcript is spliced from 19 exons. Lineage: Eukaryota; Metazoa; Chordata; Actinopteri; Gadiformes; Gadidae. Gene Ontology annotation, biological process: homophilic cell-cell adhesion; regulation of Rac protein signal transduction; regulation of wound healing. Gene Ontology annotation, cellular component: cell-cell contact zone.